AUGUGUAAAUGCGCAGAAAAUCAUUUUCUUCGUAAACUUGUUUCUUCUCUUUUUGAACAGGGAAAGUUAGCAUAUUUUCAAUUUGAUAACAUAUUCAAAGAGAUUUUGAUUGAAGUUCUCAGUGAAGAAAUUAAAUAUCACAAAAAUCACAUUGGUCAGGAUAAUAAUUGGAAAAAGAUUUCAAAGCAUCAUCAUUGCAAUCAUAACCAUCAUAAACACAAAUCUAAUUGCUCGAAUUCGGAAACAGAAAAUAUUGACACUCCAACAACAUGUACUUCAGCAUCAAUGCCAACUGGGUCACGAUUACAGUGCGACAAUUCGACUUUCGAAAUAAAACUAUCACCACCACCACAUCGCCCAAAAGGUCCGCGCAAGGAAAAAAUUUUCACACAAAAAAAAAGAAACCAAAUUUCAUCAAAUACCACAGCUGAACCAACAUCGACAUCAACAACGCAACCAGCUUCACAAGAGUAUCAAAUUGAUUUUGAUACUGCUAAAGUUAAAGAAGCUCAAUUAUAUAUAAUGAGUAGAAAGCCACCUUGUGAAGAUGUUUUCUUUCCGACACCGUCAGCGCCGCAUUGGAAACAAUUCGAUUCCUGA
This is a messenger RNA of Ambispora gerdemannii, 600 nucleotides long. The record is from the annotation of a GenBank genome assembly. NCBI's taxonomy places the organism in Eukaryota, Fungi, Glomeromycota, Glomeromycetes, Archaeosporales, Ambisporaceae.